AUGAAACGUAUUGACAAAAUAUUUGCCAACGUUAAAAAAUUGGAGAACGAAAUACUUCAAAUAUUACCAUCAAAUAAUGAUAAUGGAAAUGAAAAUCAAAAAACUUUUGCAACUUUAACACCUGUGGAUCCUGGAUCACUUGUCAACACUACAAAAGUAGAAGUGUCGUCCCAAUUGGAUGAAGAAGUAGCGAAUGUGUACGACUCCGAUGAUUCCAUGAAAGAUAGAGACUGGAUACCGCCUGUUUCGUCAGACAAUAAAAAUGAUUGUUCGGAAAGGGAGGUGAGUCUAAAGAAAGAACAAAAUUUGAUAGUAGAUGAAAACGUUGCAGGUCAAAAAAGAGAAAACCCAAUAACAGAAGAGAAACGAGUAAGGUGGAACCAAGCGAAACCAGCGCUUUGGAAAAGAAGCAUAGAAAGAAAAAAGAAGAUUGAAGGUUUACCUUAUAAAAGCAGAACAGGAAAAACGCAGGCACCAAAGCUACCUAAACCUGUUGAUUGCUCUCGUUGCAGGUAUAAAUGCAGUAACAAUUUUUCACCGGAGGAUCGUACUGAAUUAUGUCGUACUUACUGGAAUUUAGAAUUUAACAGGCAAAGAGAUUUUAUAUUAAUGAACGUUUUGUCUAAAGAAGUGAAAACACGUAGACCUAGAAAGGGCAAUGACAGCAAACAAAGAAAUAAUGCUAAAAACUACUUUUUAAGUAACAAUCAUAAGAUACAAGUAGGGGAGCCUGGAGAACCCGUUGCAUCAUUCAGUGGUCAGACAACCCCAACAGUAUAUUCUGAUACAGAAGAUUUGGAAAUUGAAGUAGUGCGAGUACCGGGUGCUUACGAUAGUAAGCUAAAUAGUCUUUCUGGAAGAAGAAUAGUCGAUAUCAGCCACUUUAUAGCCGAAGUGAGAUCCUUAGAGAAUCAUGAAUGCCAUGUAAAAACAACUGGAUACUUGGCAUUUGACAAAGAAGUAGCCAUGGGUUUAAAUUCACAAUUGGUUUUUAAGUGUGCUGCGUGUGGAAUGAAAAAAUCGAUUCAUACCAACAGGGAUAAACAGAAUGUGAAUCUUCUAGCGACGUGGGGUACUUUGGCUAUUGGAAAAGGACAUCAUUCAGUAGAGGAAUGUUUAUCCGUGUUAGAUGUUCCUCCAAUGAGUUUUCACACGUUUAAUAAAUACCAGAAAGAACUAGGAGAGACGUGGCAGCAAUGUUUAACGGAUGCGAUUCAAGCAGCAGGGGAGGAAGAAUACCAGAAAGCAUUAGAAAUCCAAAACGUGACCCCAGGAGGAAUUAGUCAAUGUGCAGUGGUUGUUGAUGGUGGAUGGAGUCACCGUUCGUAUGGACAUAAAUACACAUCAAAAUCCGGUAUAGCAUGCAUUAUUGAUGGUAGAGGAAAUCCACCUGACAGAGGAAGGAUUGACGAUAUUGCUAGUAAUAUGGAUUAUGAAGUUAAUGAAAAACAAAAGCAGUCUGAGGAAAUUAUAAAUAUUGAUAUUAAUACACAAUCAAAACAGGUACCGAUAACAAAUUCAAAAAAGUUUUUACCGGAUUAUCAGGUAAGCAAUAAAACAAAUAUUAAUAUAGGCCAGCCCAUAAUGUCAGAGGUAAAAAAUAAAUACAGUCAAGGUGACCAAGGUCCUUAUUUUGUUUUUAUGCAGAAUAAGGAAGGUAACAUUGGCCGAUUGCAUCGCAUAGCGACAGCACGAUUAAUUUUAGGUGCAGUACCUGCAAUUAAAGACAAUAUUGUUAAUAUUAAUAUUAUAGGAAAAAAUAAAAUUAAAAUUGAAUGUAACACAUAUAAAAGCGCUAAUAUUUUAGUGGAAUGUAAAAAGUUAAUAGAAAGAAAUUACGAUUUAUAUAUUCCAAAUUUUUUUACUCAGAAGAGUGGGGUAAUUAAAGGGGUAGACAAAAAUAUUUCAGAAAACGAAUUAAAAGGUAUUAUUGUUCCAAGAUACGGCAAUUUUAAAGUAAUAAACGUUAAAAGAAUAAAGCGAAAAGAAAAUGAUCAACUAGUGGAGACGGGUACGAUAGUGGUGUCUUUCAGAGGCCAAAUGAUUCCAAAACAAGUAAUCAUUGAACGAAUGAUAUACCAAGUGGAACCUUACGUUCCGAGAGUAAUACAAUGCCUUAAUUGCAUUAGAUACGGACACGUUACGUCACAAUGUCGAGGUAAGAAAAGAUGCAGCAAGUGCGGACAGGAACAUGAUUCAGAUGUAUGCGAUUUAACAGAUCCCACUUGUAUAUUAUGUUUCGGAAACCAUUCAGCAUUAGAUCGAAACAAGUGCGCUGAGUUUGAAAAACAAAAAGGCAUUAAAUAUAUAAUGGCAAAUGAAAAUUUACCUUUUGAAGAAGCAAAAUUAAAAUACAGCAGUAGCUAUAGGACAGUCCUGAAUUCAACAAACACAGGAAAUAGGUACACAGUGACAACCAAGAGAAAAUGGAGCGAAGGAGCUCAAAAUAAAUCAGUUUAUCCUUAUUCAAAAGAACACGAAAAUAUACUGGACACUGCAAGCACUUCUGCUUACCCGUCGCUACCAAUUAUAAACAACCCAUUAUAUCAAAAUCAAACAAAAAUAGUCCAACAAAACUCACUAACUAUAAAUAAAAGAGUAAGAAAAAAACAAACGCGAAAAUUAGGUAGACCCAGACGAAUGUUACUCCAUAAUGAUAACACUCAACAAGGUGUUACAGAUUAUGUAUUACACUGUCAAAAACCCGACUUGCAAGAGAUUGAAAUACGCGAAUUAAUUGAGCAACAAACUUUAGACGUAACACCAAACUGGUUUGAGGAAAGAAAGUCUCGUCUUAUAGCUUCUACUUUCGGUGAGAUAAGCAAGAGAAAAAUUAACUUUGGAAAGCUAGUUCAAUCCCCUCUUUAUAAACUUUUACCGCUACUAAAACAGUUGGAGUACGGAAAAUUGAAUGAAAGUGUAGAUAUUGAAUGA
Molecule: messenger RNA, 2934 nt
Organism: Diabrotica balteata
Lineage: Eukaryota; Metazoa; Arthropoda; Insecta; Coleoptera; Chrysomelidae
Source: the annotation of a GenBank genome assembly